GUUACAGUUGAGCUGUAGCUCAUAAUUGAAUCUUCCUCUUCUUCUUUUCUCUUCUAAUUUGCAGAAGACAGUUAUUAGUUGAUAUUCUACAAAAUGGAGAAACCACCGACGGGGUUGCCUCGGGCGAAGUCGGACCAAUUGGUGGAGUCCGUGGCAGCGGCAUUCAAGUCUCCUCCUACGCAAGGUGAGGCGGCGGCAGCGCCGGACAGUGGUGGUUCCACGCUCUCUAGGAAGUCUAGCAGGCGGCUGAUGCCUGCAUCCCCUGGGCGGAGUGGCAGCAGUAGCAAAAACGCGCACAUUAGGAAGUCCAGGAGUGCCCAAUUCAAAGUUGAGUUGGAUGAAGUGAGUAGUGGCGCCGCCUUGAGCCGAGCCUCCAGCGCCAGCCUCGGCCUCUCGUUCUCCUUCACCGGUUUCGCCAUGCCGCCGGACGAGAUGGCCGAUUGCAGGCCCUUCAGCGACGAUGACAUACCUGAGGAUAUUGAAGCUGGCGUCUACAAGAAGAGAUUUCAAACAGAACCGACGUUGCCAAUAUAUCUGAAGUUUACGGAUGUCACGUACAAGGUGAUUAUAAAAGGAAUAACAACUUCACAGGAGAAGGAUAUUUUGAAUGGGAUUACCGGUUCUGUAAAUCCAGGGGAAGUCCUGGCACUUAUGGGACCUUCAGGAAGUGGCAAAACAAGCCUUCUGAAUCUACUUGGUGGCAGGUUGAUUCAAUCUACUGUUGGUGGUUCAAUCACAUACAAUGAUCAGCCUUACUCCAAGUGUCUGAAAAGCAGGAUAGGGUUUGUGACUCAGGAUGAUGUGCUGUUUCCUCACCUGACAGUGAAAGAAACAUUGACAUAUGCAGCUCGCCUCCGGCUGCCAAAGACAUUGACAAGACAGGAGAAGGAAAAGAGAGCCAUUGAUGUCAUUUAUGAGCUAGGGUUGGAGAGAUGUCAAGACACAAUGAUUGGUGGCUCCUUUGUCAGGGGAGUAUCUGGUGGAGAGAGGAAGAGGGUUUGCAUCGGUAAUGAGAUUAUCAUCAACCCUUCUCUUCUGUUUCUUGAUGAACCAACCUCUGGACUUGAUUCUACUACUGCUUUAAGGACAGUUCAGAUGUUGCAGGACAUAGCAGAGGCGGGGAAGACAGUGGUGACAACAAUUCACCAGCCAUCAAGCAGGCUCUUCCACAAAUUUGACAAGCUGAUCCUUCUGGGAAAAGGCAGUUUGCUCUACUUUGGAAAGGCAUCAGAAGCAAUGGUGUAUUUCUCAUCCAUAGGAUGUUCCCCUAUGAUAACCAUGAAUCCUGCAGAAUUCUUGCUAGAUCUUGCAAAUGGGAACUUAAAUGAUAUUUCUGUACCAUCAGAGCUAGAGGAUAAAGUGCAGACAGAGAAUUCGCAAAGCGAAACAAGGAAUGAGAAGCCAACACCAGCUGUUGUGCAUGAGUAUCUUGUGGAGGCAUAUGAGACAAAAGUAGCAGAGAAGGAGAAGAAGAAACUGAUGACUCCUCUUCCCCUAGAUGAAGGGCUAAAGAUGAAAGUGUCUAGUCCAAAGCGGCAAUGGGGAGCAACCUGGUGGGAGCAAUACUGCAUAUUAUUCACCAGGGGAAUCAAAGAACGAAAGCAUGAUUACUUCAGCUGGUUGAGAGUAACCCAAGUUCUGGCUACUGCAAUCGUCUUGGGAUUACUGUGGUGGCAAUCUGAUGGCAAAACUCCAAAGGGCCUGCAAGAUCAGGCAGGGCUACUGUUUUUCAUUGCUGUCUUUUGGGGAUUCUUUCCUGUUUUCACUGCAAUCUUCACAUUUCCUCAAGAAAGAGCCAUGCUAAGUAAAGAAAGAGCAGCAGAUAUGUAUAGGUUAAGUGCAUAUUUCUUGGCUAGAACUACAAGCGACCUUCCACUGGACCUUGUGUUACCUGUUCUUUUCCUGGUGGUUGUCUACUUCAUGGCUGGCUUGAGACACAGUGCUGGACCCUUUUUCUUCAGUUUGCUUAUUGUUUUUCUUUGCAUAGUUGCAGCUCAGGGACUUGGACUAGCUAUUGGCGCUUCGCUGAUGGAUUUAAAGAGAGCCACCACAUUGGCAUCAGUAACUGUGAUGACAUUCAUGCUGGCUGGCGGCUAUUUUGUUAAGAAAGUUCCAAUAUUCAUAUCUUGGAUCCGCUACAUGUCUUUCAACUACCACACCUAUAAGCUCCUUCUCAAGGUUCAAUAUGAGCACAUCAGUCCCACUAUAAAUGGGGCGACAACAGACACUGGCUUGAAGGAAGUAGCUGCCCUAGUAGCAAUGGUUUUUGGCUAUCGGUUCCUGGCAUACCUUUCUUUGCGGAGGAUGAAGCUCAACUGUUGAGCUUAAAGAUAUAAGAAUGUUUAAAGAAACAUGCAUCAGCAUUGGCUUCUGCUUGCCAUUGCCCAAGAGUGCUUCUGAAAGGCCUGAGCUUUGCAUUCAUACAAGGAAAAUAAGCAAGGAAGGGAACUGGAUCUUUCCGUUUUUCACCUGUAAGAAUCUGUCUAUGCUCGUAAUAGGCAGUAGGAUAAGUGGAUUUUAAUAUCUGAAGAGCUUUUGCAAAUGUUUCUGGAAGAUCACAAACUGAUUCCAUUACUCGGUCUUACUAAAUAUUGUCUUCUCAU
Molecule: messenger RNA, 2603 nt
Organism: Rubroshorea leprosula
Lineage: Eukaryota; Viridiplantae; Streptophyta; Magnoliopsida; Malvales; Dipterocarpaceae
Source: the annotation of a GenBank genome assembly